GGAAAGGACCUGUUGCUAGUUCUUUGGUAGCCAUGCUACGACUUUAAGUGCAGGUGACAAAAAAAAAACAAAAAUGGAAAUAUCACCGAGGAAACCGUUAAAACGUGUACAAGAACCCAUUGAUGAAUGGCUACAAAAUGAAGGGUAUUUCAGGAAACAUGCACCCAGAGAUCCAACUUGCUUGUUCAGAGCAGUUAGUGAACAAAUUUAUAUGACACAGCAUUACCACAUUAGAGUCAGAAAAGAAUGUGUGGAAUUCAUGAGGAAAAUGAAACAUUUAUUUAUAGAGAAUGUAACAAUACCAUUUGACGAUUAUAUUGAGCAAAUGGCAUGCUUUACUGAAUGGGGUAGUAUGAAUGAAAUUCAAGCAAUGUCAUUGCUUUACAAGAGAGAAUUUGUUAUAUUUAAUGGGCAGAAACAAAUUAGUCGCAUUGUUACAAACAAUGGAUUCAAAGACAUAAUAUAUUUAUGUCAUACCCCACAGAAACAGUAUGAAAGUAUAUAUACAAGAGAUUUUGUUGCAACUGCUGCUUAUUGUCAAUCUAUUAUUUAUCAAACACUAUACAAGGAUGUCUUUCAAAUGGCUAAUAUAGAGGAUACUGUUCAUAAAAUGUUACAUGAUCGAACAGCUACAUUUAGGCAUGACAAGUUUUUCCUUAAAGGCAAUAUAGAAAUACGAGAUCAAUUAGCUACAGAAAUAUAUAAUAAGAUUGAAAAUGGAAGUGAUGAGGUUGAUGAUGUACAGUCUGUAGUAAAAAGUAUACCACCUUUUCCAUAUAGAAUUGCAAAAGCUCUUGAUCCUAAUAUUUAUCGUAAUACAGACUUUGAUAUAUGGCAUGAAAUUAGGAGAGAAGUGAAAAGUGCUGGAUGGACUAGGCACAAUAGUCAUGAACUUCAAAUUGGUGGCAAAUGUUUGGUACAAAUGGACUUUAAUGAGGAAGAUUUUGACAAAGCCAAUAAUAACAACAUUUAUAUGUCUUCUUUUGAGAAAGAUUCUUGUAGUAAUGAUGCAAAAAUAUUACAAAAAAAAAGCAAGGACAGUGUGUUUUAUUAUGGACACAUUCAAGAAAUGAAUAAAAAUCAAGGACCUGUGUUAGUUUUUAUUGAAGAAUUAGGAGAGAAAAAAAUUGUGCCAUAUUCUGCACUCAAACCACUGCCUUUAAGGAAGAAUAAACAGAACAACUGGUUACCAGUUUGUAAAAAGAAUGUACUUUUAGAUUCGAUUUAUAGAAAUAAAUUUAUUUCUUACUACAGAAAAAUGGAUCAUCAACAAGUAUAUGAAAACUAUCCUGCAGGGAAAUGUCUUAAUUUCUCAGUUAAUAAUUCUGUUGAAGUGUUUCCUGCAGGAAUGAUUCUUGACAAUACUCAGUCUUCUGCAGUGAACACUGUAAGACAGGACAGUAACAAAGAACGUAAAGAAAAAGGUUCAUUUGCAAAUAAAAAUUCCGAAAGUAAUUUGUUGAGAGGUUCAAAGUCUGAUAAUGUAAUGAACAAUGAUAAUAAUGUAGGGUUUAACACGUAUUCUAAACAAAGAAUGGAAAAGGAAAUCUACUAUCCACCAUAUGCUGAAGAUUCUAGUGCGCAAAUGGAUCAUAUGCUACGUUCUAUUAAUUGUUCCGUGCAAAAAAGUAUCGAUAUAAAUGGUAGCGAUUUGCCACUAUCAGAUCCAUUUACCUUGAGAUUCUUUUAUAACUUAGGAUUGGAAUAUUUUCGUGGCAGUGCUAAUUGGAAUUAUUUAACAAAUGGACAAGCGCCUAAUUUUGGACAGUGGUAUCAAGGAAUGCCUUUAAAUACAGAAGAAAUUACAAAUGUUACGAAUGGUAUGAUGCAAGAUUGUACAUUGACACAACAAAAGGAGCAUAACAAUGAUCGAAAAGAAAUUGACGCUCAAGUACCGUGCCAAGAAAAUGGAGAAAAAUGCGUGAACGAUACAAAAGAUGUACAGACUCAGAAAGUGGAAGCACCAAAGGGAGAGGAUGGAAACGACACGUUAUAUCCAUCUCGUGAAAAAGUAAAGGAACCAGAAUCUGCGAAUAAAGACUCUCCUCGUGUAAAUAAAAACAGCUUGGGUUCGCGGUUUAAGAAAAAUUCUGACAAUCGACAUCGAUCCGUUUCACAUUUUUCUAAUCAAUAUCCAAACAGUGGAUCAAGUUCUAUGGUUUCUAAAUUGGAGAAAGAUGUAAAAGGGGAUGGUAUGACUACCCAGCAUUCCUACUCGAUACCUCAGCAGGUACACGUUCCUCCUACAGGUGCAAUAAACUCUUAUCAAGCGUCUUAUAUGCAGCAAAGUACAUAUUCUGGAUUGCCAUAUUACGCGAACGAAGCAGAAACUUUCAUGAAUCCUUAUUAUCCUCCAAGUCCAGGAUUUAUCCCUAUCCCUUGCUUACCACAUUCCGAUAUACCCGAUAGCAGUAGUGUGCAACCGUUCCCACCGCACCUAUGCCCUGGCAUAGAUUAUGCACAAACUUAUUCUGGAUUGUGUCCACCGUAUUUGUGCCCUCCGCCGGCUCCAUUCAAUAUGCCACCGCAAAAUAUACAAGAACAUUGGUAUGCAGUUGCUGGACAACCGCAUUAUAUGCAGUACACGCCUGUGUUGUCCAUGGCUACGGAAACAGCUUGCAAUGGGAUAGCGCAAAACAUUAAUCAGAACCCUUCAUCCUAA
Molecule: messenger RNA, 2662 nt
Organism: Habropoda laboriosa
Lineage: Eukaryota; Metazoa; Arthropoda; Insecta; Hymenoptera; Apidae
Exons: 14
Coding region: 74-2662 (862 amino acids)
Biological process (GO): protein deubiquitination
Molecular function (GO): cysteine-type deubiquitinase activity
Source: RefSeq, a predicted model, not a curated record